CUGGUUGCCAUGUUUGUCUCAAACUGCCUCUGAUCAGGGGAAAACCAAUUCUUGGUGGCAUCGUUAAACAAGGACAGGCCGCCUUACUCCUGCUGCUGUGACCUUUUGGGUGUCUGGUGUUAAAAAUGUGAAUUUAAGAGAGGCGACAGAAGCAGUGAGGAGGAGUGGCAUGUGUACUAGAUAUACUCGCUGGGUUCGAAGAGGAAGGAGAUGAAGGGGAGGAACCCAGAGGCCGGCAUGCAGCAGCACACUUUAAGGAUCAUGCUCUGCCUCAUAAAACUUCCACGAGUAUUCAGCAUCAAUCAGGUGCCCAAAAGCUGCUUUUGUUUAAAGUCAUCUUUGGGAAACACCUGCUACUGUGUUUUCCAUGAGGACAGCAUCAUCUCUGGGUACAGACACCCCCGAAGCUCAGCAAUUGACUGCAUCCUCAGCCUCUUCCAGAUGACCAAUGAGACGCUCAACAUCUGGACACACUUCCUGCCCACCUGGUACUUCCUGUGGAAACUCGUAACGGUGGUGCUGAUGCAGUGGGUUUGGCAGGACCCCUUCACCUGGCCCCUGGUGGUCUUCCUCCUCUCCUGCUGUAUCUACCCGCUGGUGUCGAGCUGCGCUCACACCUUCAGCACCAUGUCUGCGCAGGCGCGGCACAUCUGUUUCUUUUUUGAUUAUGGAGCGCUCAGCUUCUACAGCCUGGGGUCAGCUAUCGUUUAUUAUGCUUACAUUUUCCCUGACAAGUGGGUGAAUGGCGUUCUCCAUCAGUGCUAUAUCCCCAUCGCUCUCCUCAACACCAUCUUCUGCACCAUCCUGGCCUGCUACACCAGGCUUGGUUUUCCAUUCCUGCACUACAACAACGAUGCUGUGAAGAGAAUGCCUGCGAGUCCGAAGUUCAGCAAACUCCUACGCGUCAUUGCCUUUGCCUUCCCCUACGUGUUUGACAACAUUCCUCUCUUCUACAGGGUGUUUCUAUGUGAAGGCGAGGGCUGCACUGACAAUGAAACCAUCAUCCUCCACUACCAACACAUUGCUUUGGCUUUCCUCACCAGUUUCCUGUUUGCAUCACAUCUACCUGAGCGUCUGGCACCAGGCAGCUUCGACUACAUCGGUCACAGCCAUCAGCUCUUCCACGUGUGUGCCAUCGUAGGCACCCACUUCCAAAUGCAGGCCAUAGAGCAGGACAUGGUAACGCGGCGCUCCUGGCUCUCUGCUAACUCCAUCCCCAUAACGUUCGCCAACUCGCUGGGAACAGCUCUCCUGUGUGUGGUGGUCAAUCUGAUCAUCAUCCUCCUCUUCAGUCUACCUCUCCUUUCUGCUCCAAAGUGUCAAGAAAGCAAAUACAGCCAAGGACCAAGGAAGACCUCCACCAACCUCUGCCCUUGUUACUAACUCAGUCCCACCAGUUACAGCGGUCAGCUGAAAUGAUACAUUGUGGGUAAAACAAAUCCCAGUAUAGACACAUAUAUGUGAGUAUUUGGUGAGCUGAAAAUGCAGCACCGACGGCUUACCUGCAAAAUGAAUGUCUGCACAACUUUUUAACCCAUAAAAUGGAAUGAAAUUGUUUCUGAGGGAACUUAUUUCUCUAAGCUACAAAUGUAGCAGCUUUGCUGCGUGGCACGGUGCUUGUUCGAUUUUUACUGACUUCUUUGAUGACCAUGUGGUGAAUGAAGAGAGUUCAGAGAACAAAAGUGUUGAGAUGAAAAUUAGCUUUUUAAAAUCUUUACCUUGUUUUUAAACACUUCUGUUUGUUCUCAGCCUUCUGCGUUGCAUGAAAUUGAGACAGUGAAUGUUGUUUCUGAGUUGCUGUUAGGAGCAAAGUAGCUGCUUCACAAGGUGAGUGUUUGGGUAACAGAUGGGACAAUUUGUAAUCAGGGCUAUUUUUAUUAUUAAUGUCAAGGCUUUGGUAUUCGUCCCAUUUAAACAUUGUUACAUUCAUCCAUUAAUGCGAAACAUGAGAAAAAAGUAUUUAAGUGUUAUUUAUUCUAAUUUUUUCAAAUAAAUUUUCACAAAACCUC
Molecule: messenger RNA, 2009 nt
Organism: Nothobranchius furzeri (turquoise killifish)
Lineage: Eukaryota; Metazoa; Chordata; Actinopteri; Cyprinodontiformes; Nothobranchiidae
Gene: paqr5b
Product: progestin and adipoQ receptor family member Vb
Cellular component (GO): membrane
Molecular function (GO): signaling receptor activity
Source: RefSeq, a predicted model, not a curated record